UUUGCAUAAAAUUGUUUAACAAUGGCGGACAAGCGAUGAAACUUGUUUAUUUUAUAAUUGUGCGAUAAAAAGACAUUAAAAUGGCCGAGACAGUUUUAGACAGACAGAAAUUGUUUGAACUUGACUUAGAUAACCAGAAAAAGAAUGUAUUUGUCACACAAUUGCACGACAGAGAGGAUGAAGAUGACAUCACAGCCUUCCCAGUUGUCAAAGAGACUGGUGACAAACUCAUCGAGACUGGAAUUAACACACUGCAAAGGACAUUGUUGCUCAAGAAAGAGGUUGAAGUCGAUAGAGUACAGGCGGAACUUGAGGCAAAGCGAUAUGAAUUUCGAGAAAGGAUGGAGGAAUGUGCAAAGCGCCAGAUUGAAAUCCAGAAAAGGCAGCAAAAGAUGAAAGACAGAGUAGCCCAGUUUGGAUCUUUCUUGAAAGAAAAUGAACUUAAGCGGCGGAGAGCCAUUCAGAAAUACCAGACAGAAGUCAAGUUGAAAGAGCAGAAAACUGUGGAAAUGGAACAGCUGCAGGAUGAAUUAGAAGUGCUAAAAGACACAAUGUUGAGACUGGACAAGAAAGUGAAACAGUACAAGAAGUUUGAGGACUACCUCCUACGGGUGAUUGAUGUGAUGCCCGAAGACUAUCUUGCUGCAUCUGAUGACAAGAUGAAAGGGUUGAUGUCCCGACAUCGCACGCUGAGUGACUCCAACAUACAUCUAGUCAACAAACUGGAGGCCAUGACAGAUGAGUUGGAAGAACUAAAGAGUAAUCUUGACGGAAUGAAGAAUGAACACAACAAGCAGGUAAUCUCGAUCAACAGUGAGUUGUCACGGUUACAACAGGUGCAGGAGGUGGAGAGUGCGGACAACCAGAAAAUGGAGAACCACUAUAAUGCAACGAAAGGUGGUCUCAGACAAAAGAGAACCGAGCUUGGAGUAAUUAUGAUGGCCAUUGAUAAUAUAGCAGAGAUCUGUCACAAACGUUUAGAUGUUCCUGUUAUAGAAAUGUCCCUUGAACAGAAACUCAAGAAAAUUAUGGAUUAUGUGAAUGACCGGGCAGAUGUUGCACUGAUGGCUCAGCCAGAUAGCGAUGAUGAAUCACGGUCAGGGAGCAGAAGGGGCAGUGUCGACAAUUCAAAACGCUCAAAAACAAAAAAGAAAGUGACAUUAAAUGGAUGAUUAGAAUUAUCUUUGGUAACAUAAGAUCAUUGUUUGGCCUUCAAUAUAGCUUAACUUUUUGUGCUUUCUAAGACUUGACUAAUGGUGCCUUAAUGAUGUGAAUAGAUGUGUGACAUUGCAUGAUUGUGUGACAUUGCAUGAUUAUCCAUGCUGCAUUCUUAGGAAGUUUGCCUUUGUCUUGUGGAUUCAUGUCAGGCAGGAGUGACCCAUAGGCUUCCCCUCAAUGUUUAAGACUUCCUCUUUCGGUUUGUAGCUCUUCUGUUUUGGCAUAGUUGUCAGCCAGUCAUGCCAAACUUUAACUCAAAACUGUUAAAGACAUUCACAUGGAACUUGGUACACAUGUUACCAUUGACAAUACACUUUAUUUCAUGCAAGGCCCAUAUCUCAUGCUGUGAUAUUUGUUGAGUUAUGGCCCUUUAUUUAUUGACGAAAACAGACAAACAUAUGCUUUUAAAAGCUUUCACUGCUAAUGUUCUUCUUGCCAUUGCAGGGUUAGAGUCUCUAUGCAAUCUAAGGCAUGUUUUUAUGGGAUAGGACAUUUUUUGGGUGUGGCUAAAAUGCUAGAAUAGAAUAUACACUGAAUAAUGUAAAUGGCAAAAUCUAUGUGAAGGAAAUUAUGUCAUUCCUUUGCUCACCAAAUAUGUUUACUGCUAGUGUAGCCAUUUUCACAAAUUUUGUGUUUCAAUGGAUAUGUCGGAAUGUACAAAACAUGGCGUCCCUGGUAAUGUCUGUAUUGUUACUGUAAGCUUUUUUAGAACGAGACUAGAUUUUGCUCAAGAUUUUGACAGUGUCACAAACUGGUUUUUAUGCACUGUAGAAUUUGUCUGUCAGCAUGAAAUGCCUGAAAUAGUAUGAGAUGGAAUGACACGUUAUACAUUUACAAUGUAAAGAGUUGGUCUUAUAUGCCAAAAUGAUUGGAAACAAGUUUGAAGUUAAAUUGUCUUCUAAUCGUUUCCUUUGUCGUUUAUUGUUGAACCAAAAUGAUCUUUUAAAGAGUUAAGUCUUAUACAUGUUGAAGAUUUGUUAGCUACUAGAAAGAUGAUUGAAAAAUGUUGUUUUAUAUGUGACAGCAUUGAAAUAUGUAUUGAAUCUGAAUAAAAUUUCAGACAUUG
Molecule: messenger RNA, 2284 nt
Organism: Mya arenaria
Lineage: Eukaryota; Metazoa; Mollusca; Bivalvia; Myida; Myidae
Product: coiled-coil domain-containing protein 42 homolog
Exons: 7
Coding region: 81-1172 (363 amino acids)
Source: RefSeq, a predicted model, not a curated record